GUGGGGGGAGUGGGGAGAGGGAAUCAUGCCGGUCCGGAGGGGUCACGUGGCGCCACAGAACACAUUUCUUGGAGCGCUAAUUCGUAAAUUCGAAGGACAAAAUAAGAAAUUCAUCAUCGCCAAUGCCUGUGUGCAAAAUUGCGCCAUCAUCUACUGCAACGACGGCUUCUGCGAGAUGACCGGUUUCUCCAGGCCGGACGUCAUGCAGAAGUCGUGCACUUGCGACUUCCUGCACGGCCGCUUCACCAGCCGCUACGCCAUCGCCCAAGUGACCGAGGCCCUGCUGGGCUCGGAGGAGCGCAAGGUGGAGAUCAUGUACCAGCGUAAGGAUGGUUCCAAGUUCCUCUGUGCAACACAUAUCAUCCCAGUGAAGAAUGAAGAAGGCGUGGUCAUGAUGUUCAUCCUCAACUUUGAUUGCAUUCUGGACGUGGGCGCUGCCGCGGAUGAGCAGCCAAAGUCCGCCUCCCCUUCCAAACCUGACCAACGGAAAAGGACAUCCUUCCAUUUCCGUUUGCCAGAUUUGCCGUUUCUUGGCAUCGGCAAGCAAUCCUUGCCUCAGGAAGACCCCGAUGGUUUGAUGGUUGAGUCUCCGUCCCACAGCGACGACUCGGUGGCAAUGUGCAAUGAACAAAUCCCAAACAUCCGUGACAGCUGGAAUCCCCCAAACCCACAUGACACCUGCACACUUAUCGCCCCAAGUUUUUGUUCCACACUUAUGUCUGGUCCUUUGGACCACUCAUCACCUAAAGGUGUUUGGGAGAGAUUAUACCCAGAUGAGACUGUUGUCAGGACGCCGGGUGAUGGACUUUUUGCGCCUCCAUCUAUCCCAGGGCUCACUCCAACCGCAUUCAGGGAGAGUGUAUGUAGCAUUCGUCGGGCCUCUUCCCUCUAUGACGUGGAUGGUUUUAGAUCCUACCCCAAGAUGGCCUUAAGAGAUCGGCACGCUAGCGAAGGGCCUCUCAUCCAGAUCAAAUCAAGUCUGCUGUGCUCCACCUCUGACUCCAACCUCAACAAGUACAGCACAAUCAACAGGAUUCCCCUCAUCACGCUAAACUUCUCGGACACCAACAUAAGGAAGACGUGCCCCUCCCCACCGUCUUCGGAGAAAACUGUGAUCGCACCCAAGGUCAAAGACCGCACGCACAAUGUCACGGAUAAAGUCACACAGGUUCUUUCGCUGGGUGCCGAUGUGCUGCCUGAGUACAAACUCCAAAGCCAGCGCAUAGACAAGUGCACCAUCCUUCACUACAGCCCCUUCAAAGCCGUGUGGGACUGGCUCAUCCUGCUGCUGGUCAUCUACACGGCCAUUUUCACACCCUACUCGGCCGCCUUCCUCCUCAACGACAUCGAGGAGCAGGGGAGACGCGAGUGCGGCUACUCCUGCUCCCCGCUCAAUGUGGUGGACUUGAUGGUGGACAUCAUGUUCAUCGUGGACAUCCUCAUCAAUUUCCGGACCACGUACGUCAACGCCAACGAGGAGGUGGUCAGCCAUCCGGGCAAGAUAGCCAUCCACUACUUUAAAGGCUGGUUUCUCAUAGACAUGGUGGCCGCCAUCCCCUUUGACCUGCUCAUCUUCGGAUCGGGAUCUGAUGAGACCACCACCCUGAUUGGUCUGCUAAAGACCGCCCGCCUCCUGCGUCUGGUGCGUGUCGCACGCAAGCUGGACCGCUACUCCGAGUACGGCGCCGCCGUGCUGAUGCUGCUAAUGUGUAUCUUUGCCCUAAUCGCUCAUUGGCUGGCCUGCAUCUGGUAUGCCAUCGGCAAUGUGGAGAAGCCUUACUUGGAUCACAAGAUUGGCUGGCUGGACAACCUGGGCUUGUCCAUAGGGAAAAAAUAUAACUACAGUGACCCGGGCUCAGGGCCGUCCAUCAAAGACAAGUAUGUAACUGCGCUGUACUUCACCUUCAGCAGUCUGACCAGCGUGGGCUUUGGCAACGUCUCCCCCAACACCAACUCCGAGAAGAUCUUUUCCAUUUGUGUCAUGCUCAUCGGAUCGCUAAUGUACGCCAGCAUCUUCGGGAAUGUGUCGGCCAUCAUCCAGAGGUUAUACUCCAGCACGGCGCGUUAUCACCUCCAGAUGCUUCGUGUCAAAGAAUUCAUCCGCUUUCACCAGAUCCCGAACCCACUUCGGCAGCGGCUCGAGGAAUAUUUUCAGCAUGCCUGGACGUACACCAAUGGGAUUGAUAUGAAUAUGGUGCUGAAGGGUUUCCCGGAAUGCCUACAGGCAGAUAUCUGCCUUCACCUCAACAAGAACCUCCUCCAGAGCUACAAGGCCUUCCACGGUGCCACGAAAGGUUGUCUCCGAGCCCUGGCUACGAGGUUCAAGACCACGCAUGCCCCACCUGGAGAUACGCUGGUCCAUAGCGGAGACAUGCUCAGCAUGCUAUAUUUCGUCACACGCGGCUCCAUUGAGAUCCUCAGAGAAGACGUUGUCGUAGCCAUCUUGGGCAAAAACGACAUCUUUGGCGAAAUGAUCCACCUGUCCGCCAAGCCGGGGAAAUCUUGUGCUGAUGUGCGGGUGCUGAGCUACUGCGACCUGCACACCAUCCAGAGGGAGGAGCUCUUGGAAGUUCUGGAUAUGUAUCCAGAAUUUGCUGAGCAUUUCAUCACUAACCUGGAGCUGACCUUCGAUCUUUGUGAUGAAAAAGCCAAGACAACCAACCCACAAGACAUCGCUUCCAACAUUGCCGAGAUAAGAACUCAAAGGAUAGUGUCAUGCACCAGGAAGUCUUCCGCUGUUCAGGGGGUGGUCGAGAUAAAGGAGUCGUCACGCUGCUUCGCAACGCCUAGUGGGGAGGAAAACGUCGAUACAAACCUCAGCUAUGUUGACGUGGAGCAGCGGCUGGACAGACUGCAACAGCACCUCAGCAGUUUCUGUGCAAUCUUGUGGAAUUUGGGUAACAGGUUGGAGUCCCAAAUGACGGCCGACGUACAAGCCAUUCUCCAUCUCCUCCAGAAGCAAACUACCGCUUUUCCGCCCGCUUACAGCACUGUCCGGUCUGGUGUGUCCGAGGCCGAGCACCAGGACACAGCCAGAGCCCUUGCCCAUCCAGACAACUCCCGGACUCAGUCCUCCUCUGCCAUCCCUUCUGACUCCUGGCCAAGAAGAGGUCGGACUGGGCGCAACCUCCCCGUUCCUGCUCCACAAAGAGACUCUUGCAGGUGUGAACAUGGUCGGCCGCAAGCAGGCACUCAAAGCGCGUGCCAGUGCCAGCAUUCCCCGAGGCCGUCUUCAGAUUGCGUGCCCUCCCUGCAGCUUAGUACCAUUGCGAAUUCGCAGACCCGUUUGUGACCUGCGGUUUUCCUUACAAGUUGCCCUCCCCAAAGUACCCAAGGCGACCAAGGUCCUUCUUCUAAGUUUGACUCAGGGUCAAAGAAGUGCAAUAUGCAAAAGAACAAAAAAUAUAAACUUCCAUUUCUUCCCAGAAUAUCCAUUGCUAAUUGCAAUUAGGGUGUACAGAACAUGGUAAAUGUAUGUUAAAUACAAUAUUGUCAAUGAAGUGAGAUGUGCGUGAUUCUUUUUUUUUAAUUUUAAGUUUGUGACGCACGUUCCUGAAUUCAUCAGUUCCCACAGCAAUCACGACUGUAGCUAGCAAAGUCCACUUUCCUUUGCUUUGUUUUCCUCACAAGGGAAAUCAUCUGAAAGAAACUCCUUUCUGGUUUUGUGGUUUUCACAGCAGCUUCGAUUAACCCACCUGGUCAGUAUAUCUUAGCGCACCAUAUUGCCACCACAAAUAAACAUUGCUAAACAGAUGUGCUCACGCCACAUAACACAGGACUACUAACCGAUCAAGAAUGUUAGCCUUCUUUGUUUAUAUGGUUACUUAUGUAAGAACCACUGCAAGUCACUAGUCAAGCUUUUCUUCUUCCAAAGAUGAUACUAAAGACAAAGGUUUGGUGAGAUUGGGCUUUCAGGUGAAAUUUCAGGGACGUAAAAUGCACUAUAACCUUUAUAGGUGAACUUACAUUUGAGACUUUUGAAUCCACAUCCAACAGUUCAGUGUUUCAUUACUUGGUCCAAUUAGCAACUUUGAGUUGGAGCUAUCAAAAUUUCCCAAAAACGUCAAUUUCUCUCCAGUCUCCAGUCAUGAAUCCAAAUGCCUUUCAUCCAAAAGCCCAAUGCCCCUCAAUAAUUGGGAGUGGUGUAGUCAGAAAGAAAACAUUCUAGAUUCACAACAUAGCUUGGCCUCCAAUAGCCUUAACUGAAAACUGGUACUUAUUUUUCUAAGCUUUUUUUUUUUUUUUUUUUUUUGGGUGGGGGGGUGGUAAUCUCUUUCAAACCUGUGGAAAAACUAUUCAUUGGAUUCAGGUGGACUUGCAAAACUCCACUGUUCAAGUUCUGGUCAAAGGGUUGCAUCAGAUCUCCUUUCUGGAAUUUGAAGUGCAGUGCAUGCCGACAUUGCAAAAGCAAACCACAGUCGAGUGCCCAAACGCAAAAACACGUCACAGACAUCUAAGUUUCUAUUGUCCUCAUCCCCUCAAGCCAAGUCUAAGUGUCCGAAAUAAUGAUGGCAUUUCUGCCAGUUGCUCUACUAAUGGAUAACUUUCUUGGUACAUUUCUGAACCACAUUUCCCAGAGUCUCUUAUAAUAAUUUACAAAUAUUUGCACAUUAAAAAAA
This is a messenger RNA of Syngnathoides biaculeatus (alligator pipefish), 4619 nucleotides long. RefSeq names its product potassium voltage-gated channel subfamily H member 7-like. NCBI's taxonomy places the organism in Eukaryota, Metazoa, Chordata, Actinopteri, Syngnathiformes, Syngnathidae. Gene Ontology annotation, molecular function: inward rectifier potassium channel activity. The transcript has 15 exons. Bases 26 to 3292 code for a protein of 1088 amino acids. Gene Ontology annotation, cellular component: membrane. The record is from RefSeq and is a predicted model, not a curated record. Gene Ontology annotation, biological process: potassium ion transmembrane transport; membrane repolarization during action potential.